This is a messenger RNA of Wyeomyia smithii (pitcher-plant mosquito), 1571 nucleotides long. Its product is annotated as neuralized-like protein 2. Gene Ontology annotation, molecular function: ubiquitin protein ligase activity. The transcript has 2 exons. Gene Ontology annotation, biological process: intracellular signal transduction. The record is from RefSeq and is a predicted model, not a curated record. Lineage: Eukaryota; Metazoa; Arthropoda; Insecta; Diptera; Culicidae. The coding region runs from base 341 to 1099 and encodes 252 amino acids.
GACUUUCCAAAAAUUCUUGAAAUCGUACAUGUUUUUGUUGACAAUCUGCGUUGUGGCAUUAUAGAAAACGCAAAAAUCCAAAGUAUUGUAAAAAAUGCCAGCAAUUGUUUAGUUUUGUGAAUAAAGUCAACUUUGUGGCAGUUUGUGUACAGGUUUAUCAACCAAGCAACGACUAGAAGCAAAAAACUGGAGUAAAAAGAAGAAUUCUUCGUCUGCUUGUGUGAAAGCUAGCUCUCCAGGAAGCAUCAAAAUUCGGGGUAUUUAGCUGAAACCAUUUGUUAUUCUUGUUCGCAAGUGUCGUGUAUUGUACUACAGUUAAUUCUUGGGCGCACCUUCUAGUAUGCCUGUGGUCUAUCCGAGAAAAAUGCUGUCCCGUUUUCAUCCCUAUCAUGGUCAAAACAUUAUUCUUUUCGAUGAAAACACUGUCGCAUAUCGGAAGGCCAGCUUUGGGAAUGCGCUAACAUUCAGCGAGAAACCACUUCAACCAGGAGAAAUAUUUCUACUGGAAAUCGAAAAAAACGAACGUGGCUGGAGUGGCCACAUGAGGCUAGGUUUAACUCAGCUGGAAAUCCAGCCGGCGUCAACUCUGCAGUACGCGCUACCGGACCUUGCCAAUCUUGGUUCUAGUUGGGUGUUUCCUAUAACACGAUCCGUUGGAAACGCUACUUCUAAAAGCAGCAUUCUUGGCGAUGGAAUCAACGUAAAAACAUCGCGCGGUGUUUUUCCUCGAAGUUUGUUACGACCAAUAUCCCAGGAUGGUGCCAGUGCCGACAUUUUACCGACAGACACUAAUUCUCGUAUCGGAAUCGUCUUCGUGCCAACGCCAGAAGAAACGGAUAAGGCAGAGAUGCACUUCAUCAUCAACGGCGAAGACCAGGGUCCUUGUACGCAGGACAUUCCGUACACCAAGGGUGCGUUACAUGUGGUAAUUGAUGUGUAUGGUACAACUAAACAAGUCAAGAUUAUACAAUUAUAUAGUAUAUCGACGCUUCAGAGCGCUUGUCGGGAUGCAAUUUUAUCCCGGAUAUCGAAAUCGGCAAUCCGGCAUCUCCCACUGCCGGAGAGUCUGAAAGAUUAUUUACUGCAGUACGGAUCGUAAAUCUGGAUAGUUAAUCUACUUUGUAUUUAGUUCUCGGGAGACUGUAAAUUCUGUGUUUACUUCCAUUAUAAAAAAGUACAUCUCUUUUCUGUCGAAAAAGUGUGGUGCGUGGGUAACGACCGGUGAUUCCAUUGCGUGGACAUUCCCACCAGAAAAGUGGGCCGUGCCCAACAGAAACCGCUUCAACCGAAUGGUUCACCGUAUAUUGCCUAUAUUCAGUAGAGUGUGUUGCCCUGAAUGUUAAAAAGCUAUUCCACUUUGUUAUUGCUUUCUAAUGCAGCGUGCAAGGACAAAAGCAAUCUGCUGAAGCACCUUUUUCUCGAGAAUGAUAGUUCAUAGGAUAGGUUUGUGAUAUGGAUGAGUCCAACAGGGUUAUCAUUGGAUUUUUCUUUGCUUGUUGCUGACAUUAAUCUAAAAAAAAUAUUCAAUACGCAUUGUAAAGCAUAAAAAUAGGAAUAUAUAAAAAAAACUU